AUGCCGAAGCUAGCGGCGGCGGUACCGGAGACGGUGGGGCAGGCGGUGAUCCCGCUGGUCAACAGUCUGCAGGACAUCAUCGCGCGGCUGGAUGGCGACGCCGCUGCUGGCCUGGAGCUGCUGCAGAUGGCGGCGAUCGGUGGGCUGAGCAGCAGCAAGUCCAGUGUGCUGGAGGCGCUCGUCGGCCGCGACUUCCUCCCUCGGGGCCCCGACAUCUGCACGCGCCGCCCCCUCGUGCUCCAGCUCGUGCGCCACGCGUCCCCCGAGGAAUGGGGGGAAUUUCUCCAUGCCCCCGGCCGCCAGUUCCAUGACUUCGAACAGAUCAAGCGCGAGAUCCAGCUUGAAACGGACAAAGAAGCUGGAGAUAAUAAAGGGGUUUCUAAGAAACAAAUUCGUUUGAAAAUCUUUUCACCGAAUGUCCAUGUACUAGACAUCACCUUGGUUGACCUCCCUGGAAUAACACGGGUGCCAGUUGGAGACCAGCCCAGUGAUAUUGAGUCAAGAAUAAGAGCAAUGAUCAUGCAAUACAUUAAGCAUCCAAGUUGUAUUAUCUUGGCUGUUUCUCUUGCAAAUGCUGAUUUAGCUAAUUCUGAUGCGCUCCAACUGGCAAGGCUUGCUGAUCCUGAUGAUAUCAUGGACAGGGGCACUGAUGCUCGUAAUUUCUUGCUCAAGUUUGGUUAUGUAGGUGUUGUAAAUCGCAGCCAGGAGGAUAUCAACUUCAACCGAAGCGUCCAAGAUGCGCUUGCUUUUGAGGAAAAGUUCUUCUCGACUCUACCUGCUUACCAUGGUCUGGCACAUUGUUGUGGUGUUCCUCAAUUGGCCAAAAAGCUAAAUAUGAUUCUACUAAAGCACAUCACAAAUAUGCUUCCAGGCUUGAAAACUCGCUUAAAUGCUCAGUUGGUAGCAGUUGCGAAGCAUAGUUAUUAA
This is a messenger RNA of Miscanthus lutarioriparius, 927 nucleotides long. NCBI's taxonomy places the organism in Eukaryota, Viridiplantae, Streptophyta, Magnoliopsida, Poales, Poaceae. The record is from the annotation of a GenBank genome assembly.